This is a messenger RNA of Acanthisitta chloris (rifleman), 1346 nucleotides long. RefSeq names its product KDEL (Lys-Asp-Glu-Leu) containing 1 (gene POGLUT2). Gene Ontology annotation, cellular component: endomembrane system. Gene Ontology annotation, molecular function: glucosyltransferase activity; protein binding. NCBI's taxonomy places the organism in Eukaryota, Metazoa, Chordata, Aves, Passeriformes, Acanthisittidae. The record is from RefSeq and is a predicted model, not a curated record.
GAAUAGAUCAGAGUAAGAAAUCUGUCGUGCGUUUGCUUUUUUUGUCAUUAGCUCCCACUUAUUCCCUGGGUAGGUUCACUUCAUCACCAGGUGAAAAUGCAUUCCAGGUGAAGAUCACUGCUCCCGAUGAACAGUUCACUCGGGUUGGUGUGCAGGUGUUAGACAGGAAAGAUGGUUCCUUCCUCGUGAGAUACAGGAUGUAUGCAAGCUACAACACCCUGAAGAUAGAAGUCAAAACUGGAGAUAAACAUGUCGCACAGUCUCCAUACAUUUUAAAAGGACCUGUUUACCAUGAAAACUGUGACUGCCCUCAGGAGGACAGCAGUGCGUGGCUGGAAGACAUGAGCUGCCCUCAAACCAUUCCACAGAUUCAAAGAGACCUAGCAAAUUUUCCCACUGUUGAUCCAGACAAGAUUGCAAAAGAAAUUCCACAGAGGUUUGGACAAAGACAGAGUUUGUGUCAUUACACCAUCAAAGAUAACGAGGUUUAUAUAAAGACAUACGGGGAACAUGUUGGUUUCAGAAUUUUCAUGGAUGCCAUACUGCUUUCUUUGACAAGAAAAGUGAAAAUGCCAGAUGUAGAAUUUUUUGUUAAUUUGGGGGACUGGCCUCUGGAGAAAAAGAAGUCCCCACAGAAUCUGCACCCCAUCUUCUCAUGGUGUGGAUCCAGUGAGUCAAAAGACAUUGUCAUGCCAACAUAUGAUUUAACAGACUCAGUUUUGGAGACUAUGGGACGAGUCAGUCUGGAUAUGAUGUCAGUUCAAGCAAACACUGGCCCAUCAUGGGAAGAUAAGAAUACCACAGCAUUCUGGAGAGGACGCGACAGCUGCAAAGCUGCUUUCACAAACUUCUUUUUCUUUAAACAUGAUGAAAGUCUCUAUGGCCCCAUUGUUAAGCACAUUUCAUUUUUUGAUUUUUUUAAGUAUAAAUACCAAAUUAAUAUUGAUGGCACAGUGGCAGCAUACAGAUUGCCUUAUCUACUAGCAGGAAACAGUGUGGUGCUAAAGCAAGACUCCAUCUACUAUGAGCAUUUUUAUAAUGAGCUGCAGCCAUGGAAACAUUAUAUUCCCUUUAAAAGUGACUUGAGUGAUCUACUAGAAAAACUACAGUGGGCAAAAGAGCAUGAUGAAGAGGCAAAAAAUAUUGCAAAAUCUGGACAAGAAUUUGCAAGAAACAAUCUCAUGGGAGACCACAUUUUUUGUUACUAUUUCAAACUUUUCCAGGAUUAUGCCAGCUUGCAAGUGAGUGAGCCAAAAAUCAGAGAUGGGAUGGAGAAGGUGCAGCAGCCUGAUGAUGACCUUUUCCCAUGUACUUGCCACCGAAAAAAGGCCAAAGAUGAACUCUGA